AUGGCGGGAGGAGGAACGACCUUAGAGUUCACGCCAACAUGGGUGGUUGCUCUCGUCUGCUCCGUCAUCGUCUCCAUCUCUUUCGCUGUCGAGCGUCUCCUCCAUCGUGCCGGAAAGCACUUUCAGAAGAACGACCAAAAACAGCUUUUUGGGGCAUUACAGAAGAUCAAGGAAGAACUUAUGUUGCUAGGGUUCAUAUCGUUGCUACUAUCAGUGAGCCAGUCUAAAAUAGCAAAGAUUUGCAUAUCAAAGGACUUGAGUGAAAAGUUUCUCCCUUGUGAUAAACCAAAGGAUGACAAAUCCCUCAAGGACUCCUCCCAUUUCCAGUUCAGCUUCACCGGCCGUCAUCUCCUCGCCGGAGAUUCCCCUGCCGGCGAUUACUGCUCCCAAAAGGGGAAGGUACCGUUAAUGUCGUUAUCAGCUCUGCACGAGCUUCAUAUAUUCAUCUUCGUAUUAGCUGUCUCCCACAUUAUUUUUUGCCUCUUGACCAUUCUUUUUGGUACCAUGAAGAUAAUGCAAUGGAGAAAAUGGGAGGAUCAAAUUUCAGAGGAGGACUACAACACAGACCAAGUGAUCCAGAAGAAAUUCACACACGUUCAAGAACACGAAUUUAUAAGGGGGCGAUUUCUUGGGGUUGGAAAAGCUGAUGCUUGCUUUGGAUGGUUGCAAUCAUUCAUGAAACAAUUUCUUGCCUCAGUCAAUAAAUCAGAUUACAUCACUAUGAGGCUAGGAUUUGUCACGACUCAUUGCAAGAGCAACCCAAAAUUCAAUUUCCAUAAGUAUUUAAUGCGUGCCCUUAACUCCGAUUUCAAGAAAGUUGUCGGUAUCAGUUGGUACCUUUGGGUAUUUGUGGUUCUCUUCUUGCUUCUAAACAUUGCUGCCUGGCAUGUUUACUUCUGGCUAGCUUUUAUUCCAUUGAUUCUUUUGCUUGCCGUGGGGACGAAGUUGGAGCAUAUCAUCACAGAUUUGGCUCAUGAAGUAGCAGAGAAACACAUUGCUGUGGAAGGAGAUUUGGUUGUCCGACCAUCAGAUGAUUUAUUCUGGUUUCAAAGUCCCCGGCUAGUUCUCUUCUUGAUCCAUUUCAUUCUUUUCCAGAACUCCUUUGAAUUAGCCUACUUCUUCUUUAUCCUCUUCCAAUAUGGAUGGGAUUCUUGCAUCAUGGGACAUGUCAAGUUCAUAAUUCCAAGACUCAUCAUCGGGGUAUUGGUUCAGCUUCUCUGCAGUUAUAGUACCUUACCGCUCUAUGCACUUGUCACUCAGAUGGGAAGUUCAUUCAAAGGUGCAAUAUUCAACGAGCAGACGCAGCAACAACUUGUGGGAUGGGCAAAAAUGGCUAAAAAGGGAGUGAAGAAAGGUUCAACUCACGCAGGUAGCAGUCAUGGUGGCAGUCCAAACCCUCUUGCAGCUACUCCUUCACCGCGGUCUAUUCAGUUGCAGUCGUUGCUAGGAAAAGGCUCGUCUCAACAAAAUCAGCACCUUGGGAAAACACCAGAAAUUGUUGAAAAAGAUUAACAAAAGCUUCCAUCAGACAAAAACAUCAUGAGACUUUGCUUAGUAUCUAAAACUGAUUUAACAGUGUUGUAAGAAAUAUGUCAUUGCUGAAUCUCUUUGUCAAUUGAUCAACACAUACAAUUUGUUUUCUAAACAAGCCUUUGUGUUUGGAAAAUC
Molecule: messenger RNA, 1668 nt
Organism: Capsella rubella
Lineage: Eukaryota; Viridiplantae; Streptophyta; Magnoliopsida; Brassicales; Brassicaceae
Product: MLO-like protein 15
Exons: 14
Coding region: 1-1512 (503 amino acids)
Biological process (GO): defense response
Cellular component (GO): membrane
Source: RefSeq, a predicted model, not a curated record